UUGAUUUAGAAAACCCCUUCCAAAUACCUUCCAUAAUGAAACUCUAUAUUACAAUUUUAAUAUUUCUUUCGGUAAGUCAAGUGCUGUCUUCUAGAGCGUUUUUAAGAAGACAUACGCAAAGGUACAGCAUACCUCCUCCAAAAGUCGCAGUAUCAAGAGCAGAAGUGAAUACGAGAUAUUUUACACAAAGGUUAGACCACUUCGAUCCCUCUAAUACAAACGUUUGGUCGCAGCGAUAUUAUGUCAACGCGGAGUUUUUUAAUGCGACGGAAAACGAGGUCAUUUUUUUGAUGAUUGGUGGGGAAGGUGAGGCUUCCGUCGAAUGGAUGACGGGUGGAGCAUGGAUUGAGACUGCUACGAGAUAUGGAGCUCCCUUGAUUCAGCUAGAGCAUAGAUUUUAUGGAGCCAGUCAUCCUUUUGAGGACUUGAGCGUCGAAAAUUUGCGGUUCCUGUCAAGUAGACAAGCUUUGGAGGACACCGCAACGUUUAUUAAUGGUAUGAAUCAGGGCUACAACUUCACGAAAGACGCAAAAUGGAUAGUAUUCGGGGGCUCUUACUCUGGGUCACUAGCAGCUUGGUUAAGGCAGAAGUUUCCACAUCUGGUUCAAGGGGCUAUGUCUGCCAGUGGGCCUUUGUUCGCACAACUAGAUUUCCCUGAGUACUUGCAAGUGGUUGCGAAAGACCUGGCUUCCUACAGCCAAGAAUGCGUGGACACGGUGAAAACAGCAUUCAUACGACUUGAAGAACUAGUAGACAAUCCAGGAGAAUUGAACAUCACCUCUCUGUUCAAUCUAUGUGAUGACAUUGAAGAGGUCAACACCGAGGCAGAUAUUUCUACUUUGUUUGAAGCUGUCAGCGAUGUUUUCGCUUACGUAGCGCAGUACAAUAAAAACAAUGGUCGACCUAUUUCUGUGGACGACUUGUGCGACAUUCUGGUCAACGAGACUUACGGUGACGAGUUGCAGAGACUGGUGGAGGUGAAUAAAUUGUUUUAUGGUUCGUCCUGCGUGGAUUAUAGGUACCAAAAUGUAGUUGAUGGAAUGUUGGAUGUGACUAUCACAGUCAGCGGAAACAUGCGGCAAUGGUACUACCAAACUUGCACGGAAUAUGGGUGGUACCAAUCUACUAGUCAAGAGCAAGUUUUUGGUAAUAAAACUCAUGUGGAGUACUAUACAAAUAUCUGCAAAGAUGUGUAUGGGACAGACUUCAACUCAAGCUACAUAAGUGGUCAAAUUGGGGAAACAAACACACACUACGGUGGUUAUGACGUUGACGUGAGGAACGUGGUUUUCGUUCAUGGGUCCUUUGACCCUUGGAGUCCCAUGGGCCUUACAAAUACAACUAAUCCAGAUUCACCUGUUAUAUUUAUCGAAGGUACUGCUCACUGUUCAAACAUGUAUCCGAGCUCAGAGAACGACCUACCGCAACUUAAUACUGCCAGGGAGGAAGUUGACAGGUUGAUAGGAGUUUGGCUGGGAGUUGAAACUUCCGGAGUUAGCAGUCACUUUACUACGUCUAUAAUAAACAUUUUGUUAUUAAUUACAAGUAGCUUGAUUAUAAGCAAAUUUUAA
This is a messenger RNA of Anoplophora glabripennis (Asian longhorned beetle), 1571 nucleotides long. RefSeq names its product putative serine protease K12H4.7. The record is from RefSeq and is a predicted model, not a curated record. Gene Ontology annotation, molecular function: serine-type exopeptidase activity; dipeptidyl-peptidase activity. NCBI's taxonomy places the organism in Eukaryota, Metazoa, Arthropoda, Insecta, Coleoptera, Cerambycidae. The transcript has 6 exons. The coding region runs from base 36 to 1571 and encodes 511 amino acids. Gene Ontology annotation, biological process: proteolysis.